Phialemonium atrogriseum is the source of this 2056-nucleotide messenger RNA. Its product is annotated as cytochrome P450. The record is from RefSeq and is a predicted model, not a curated record. The transcript is spliced from 4 exons. Lineage: Eukaryota; Fungi; Ascomycota; Sordariomycetes; Cephalothecales; Cephalothecaceae. The coding region runs from base 281 to 1813 and encodes 510 amino acids. Gene Ontology annotation, molecular function: oxidoreductase activity, acting on paired donors, with incorporation or reduction of molecular oxygen; heme binding; iron ion binding.
CUCCAACCUACGAUUGAGGCACAUUAGGCAGAGUCGACCCGAUGUGGGGGGUUUCCCUGUUUCGCUUUCCUUUUUCCUUGUCCUGGCCUAUGGUCGUCGUCUAAGCCACGUUCCUGAUCAGCCAGACGAUCUCGAUGCUAAAUUUCUCAACUAACUGGAACGGCGAGCAGCCCUGAACUUUUUGAUAGAAAGGAUAAAAAAACCCUUUCCUGGUUGGCUCAUGUAUCGAAAGGCUGGCUUGUGAUACCAAACUGCUUGAGAUCCGCAAGAGACUGCUAUCAUGGCAUUGAACCAACUGUUAACGUGGAUUCCACUCGCUGUCGCCGCCGCCGUCGCGGCCGUUGCCCUCCAGUUUGUUGCCCAGAUCAUUCACUAUCAUUUCUUUCACCCUUUGGCAAAGUUCCCGGGCCCAUUCUGGGGAGGAGUCACGAGAAUAUGGAUUGCGCUUCAAUUCUACUGGGGCACCGAGUUGGAGACCCAACAGAAGCUACAUGCUAAAUAUGGACCCGUCAUUCGAGUAACACCGACGAUGCUCUUGGUCAGCGACUCGAAAAAGCUGCCCGAGAUGUACAACCGCCUGGCUGACAAGUCCGACUACUACAUCAGCCCCAGUUUUGGUCCGGUUGAGAAUAUCCUGGUAACACGAGAUCACAACAAGCACACCCAGCUUCGCAAGGUCAUGGCAGGCCCUUACAGCUUUUCCAACAUCAAGAAAAUGGAGCCUCUAGUCGACGCGAGAGUAUCACGUUGGUUGGAACGGUUGCAGACUGAAUUUGUGGACAAGAACAAGCCCGUGGAUUUCACCCCGUGGACAGUGUUUCUCGCGUACGACGUCAUCAGCGAGAUUGGCUUCGGCGCUCCCAUCGGAUUUGUCGAGGCCGGAUGUGACCGAGACGACAUCAUCAAGCACCUCCAUGCGGGACUUAGAGAGAAAGCCAUCCUAAACCGCCUGUACCCCUUUUUGAAGAUGGCCAAGAAGAGUUGGCUCGGCCGGAAAUACUUUGAAUCCAGUCCUGACGACAGCAAUGGCCUUGGCAUCCUGAUGAGGCUCCGGGACGAGUUGCUAGAGCGACGUCUGAAAGACAUAGAGUAUGGAAAAGAGGGCCGCCAGGAUCUCCUACAGACUUUCUUGAAGGCGAGGACGGCAGAGGGCAAACCGUUAGAGAUUUCAUACAUCAAGUCGGAGAUUCUCCUCGUCUUGCUUGCUGGUGCUGACACGACGGGAACCGUGAUGCAGGGGCUGAUCCAUCAGUGCAUCACGCGGCACGAAAUCUACAAGCGGCUGGUGGACGAGAUUGACGAGGCGGAGAGAAAUGGGCAUCUGUCAGCCACGCCGCAGUACGAAGAGGUGUCCAAACACUGUCCGUAUUAUGUCGCUUGCGUGCGUGAGGUCAUGCGACUCUGGCCAUCGUCACCUGCCCUCUUCCCUCGACUCGUAUCAGCGCCCGGAAUCGACUUCAAUGGCAAGCUUGCCCCACCGGACACCGAGGUGGCUUCGACUCCCUUCUUGAUCCAUCGAGACAAGGACAUGUAUGGACCUGACGCAGAAGAGUUUGUUCCUGAGAGGUGGCUAGACCCAGAGCAAUGCAAGAAGUACCUGAAGUACUUCUUUGGCUUUGGCUACGGCGCGCGCGUGUGUCUGGGAAAAGAUAUUGCGCACAUGGAGAUCUUCAAGGCUCCCAUGCAGUUGCUUCGCCGGUAUAAUGUCUCGGCGGCCGACAAAGACCGAGUAGGGACUUACACUGUAGUUGGCGGUGUUUCAUACUGGAAAGACAUGUUUAUUACCAUCACAACGAAGAAACGAGAGACAUAAGGAUUUAGGUGGCUGUAGUUGUCCUACCGCCCCGUCUGUACUUAUCACCUUCAUGAUCCCAUAAUUUGUCAAAGACUAGAGCGACAGCAUUAUAUUCUACAGGCAGGGCGCAGAUGAUCCCAACCUUGAAGUCAUUGCGGGAGAGCGGAGCAGAAAACAUGAUAGGAUUGAGAUUCGAGACGCAUAGCUCAGUGCUUAGUACUUGAGAAUAGGUAAUCUAGGAGGACCGCCGUCCGUUCCGAA